CUCGGCAGCGACCAGUGUGCGCGCGGGCUCGGCGCGAAACGCGCGUCUUCAAUCGCAAUUACUUAUCUACUUCUUUGUGACGUACGAAUGACCAGAGUUUCUUAGUUUAAUAAAACCCAUUGUGUUUUGUUCAAAAUGAAAGUGGACAAAGAUUCGUGCCUUCCGGGGCCAGUGGACACUAAACCCAUUCUCUCUGACAGGAAAGGGAGCUUAAAGGUGACCAUCACACCGGCGCAGCACAAGACCCUCACACAUCUGCCCAAGAGGCCGCCAGUGGACUUGGCGUUCACUGAACUCACCUACAAAGUUCAGGAGGGAAGAAAAAGCAAUGUGAAGACGAUCCUCAAGUCGGUCUCUGGCCGACUUCGGUCUGGCGAGCUGACAGCCAUUAUGGGUCCAUCCGGCGCUGGAAAGUCUACCCUACUCAACAUUCUUACAGGAUACAAAACAUCAGGAAUGGAAGGCAGUAUAACAGUGAACGGCAUGGAGCGAAACCUUUCGAGUUUCCGCAAGCUGUCCUGCUAUAUUAUGCAGGACAACCAGCUGCAUGGAAACCUUACAGUUGAGGAGGCCAUGGCUGUAGCCACUGCUUUGAAGCUGCCCAGUGCUACCACCAGCGCUGAUAAGGAGGAAGUGAUCCAAGAAAUCCUGGAAACUCUCGGCCUCUCGGAGCACCACAAGACAAUGACAUCCAACCUCUCCGGAGGUCAAAAGAAACGUCUUUCAAUCGCCUUGGAACUCGUGAACAACCCCCCUAUUAUGUUCUUCGACGAGCCUACGUCAGGCUUGGACAGUUCCUCUUGUUUCCAAUGUAUCUCGUUGCUGAAGACCUUGGCGAGGGGGGGUAGGACUAUCAUCUGUACUAUUCAUCAGCCGUCCGCUAGGUUGUUCGAAAUGUUCGACCAUUUGUACACGUUGGCUGAUGGUCAAUGUGUUUAUCAAGGCAGUACUGGACGACUUGUUGAAUGGCUCGGCAGCUUAAGCCUGCAGUGUCCAUCGUACCACAAUCCGGCGUCGUUCAUCAUUGAAGUGUCGUGCGGCGAGUACGGAGACAAUACCGGCAAGUUGGUGCGUGCUAUCGACAACGGCAAGAAUGAUAUUAGAAACGGCAUGCCGUUCCCAGACAGCAAAGUGCCCGACUACAACAAUAAGAAAGCUAUGGAGGAAUCCUUGAACAAGGAGUGGAACAAGAACGACUUAUCCCAAGUGCAGGAGAAGUUCCGCGAUGGUAACAACACUAAUGGCAAUGGAAACCUACAGAAUGGAAUACUGCAGUUUGCUGCUAGCGAAAUUGCUAAAGGUGACCCGCUAGUAGUACAAAUGGACACAGAGAAACAGGACAACGUGGAAGUGGCCCUCUUAGGCGGCGAAGGUUCACCCAGACGGUAUGCCACUUCUGAACUCACGCAGUUCUGGGUCGUGCUCAAGAGGACUUUGCUGUUCAGUAGAAGAGAUUGGACUCUGAUGUACCUCCGUCUGUUCGCUCACAUUCUGGUCGGCUUCCUGAUUGGUGCACUGUACUACGACAUCGGCGAUGAUGGCUCCAAAGUGCUGUCUAACCUCGGAUUCCUGUUCUUCAAUAUGCUGUUCCUUAUGUACACGUCCAUGACAAUCACUAUACUUAGUUUUCCUCUCGAAAUGCCUGUGCUGGUCAAAGAACACUUCAAUCGAUGGUACUCGCUGCGAUCGUAUUAUCUCGCUAUCACGGUGUCUGAUAUACCUUUCCAGGCGAUAUUCUGCGUGAUCUACGUAGUGAUAGUAUACUUGCUGACGUCGCAGCCGCCGGUGUGGUUCCGGUUCGCGAUGUUCCUGUCGUCGUGUCUGCUCAUCUCCUUCGUGGCGCAGAGCGUCGGUCUCGUUGUCGGCGCUGCUAUGAAUGUUCAGAAUGGCGUAUUCUUAGCUCCCGUAAUGUCGGUCCCGUUCCUGCUGUUCAGCGGCUUCUUCGUGUCGUUCAACGCGAUCCCGGUGUACCUGCGCUGGAUCACGUACCUGUCGUACAUCCGCUACGGGUUCGAGGGCACUGCGCUCGCUACUUACUCCUUUGAUAGGCCCAAGUUGAAGUGUCAUCAGACUUACUGCCACUUCAAGAACCCAGAAACGACACUGGAAGAGCUCGACAUGUUGAACGCAGACUUUACCCUCGACAUCGCGGCCUUAUGUCUCAUCUUCCUCGUCCUACGUAUCUCUGCGUUCCUCUUCCUUCGCUGGAAGCUCAAAUCCACCAGAUAAGCGACAAACAACCUUAUUUCUAUACAACUAGGGUAGAAAACCAAACAGCUAUUUUAAGUUAGGGUUGUCACUUUGUCCAAAAAUGUGAUUUGACCGACUUAUUGUGGUGGAUUGAGUUCUAAAAGCAAGUUUUCAAAGUUGUACUGAAUUGUGAAUGCCAAAGGUGACUAAUUUAAACGUACAACAGAUUAUAUUUACUCCAAAAAUUUGCUUUUUUAAAUGACUCAAUCAAUAUUUUUUUGGUAAUCAACAGAAGAGUUGGUAUCGACAAAGUUACAAUCGCAGUAGUUAGUUUUACUUACGCAGUUAUUGUGAUAAAAAGAUUGUGUAUCUAUACUUUGAACUCAGGGACUCUAUACAUUUCGAAUAUGUUAUGAAAAAAUAUGGAAUCCUGUCAUGUGUCAAGUAGGAAUGAGAAAAUGCAUUUCCAUAUUCAUUGCAAACAAUACACAAAAAUAUUUUGAUACUUGAAUUCUAAAAUCAUAAUGACAUUAAAAUUAACAUGACAUUCACUUGCUUUAUAUUGAAAUUAUUUUUGGUUCAAAUAGCUUUUGUAAAUGCAAAUUAUUACGGUCAAAUACUUACGAAAUGUGAUAGUAACGUGUGAUAAUGGAAAAUGUUCACAAAAUAAUAGAAAUUACAACAAUUUUAUAACAUUUUAUUAUGAAGUAUAGAUUAUUAUGAAUAUUAAAUAAAAUAAAAACUGAUUUAAUUUAGACGGUGGCCUUUAUAUUUUUUUAAUACUAUCCGUAUCCAUCCAUCCAUGAAAUGUGAUUAAUCAGCAAAUAAAAUAUAUCUAUUUCAAUAUUAAGAUCUGAAACCAUCCGAUACAAGAGCCUAAAUAUUAACAUUCUUAGAAAAUAAAUUGUAAAUUAAUUGAUUAUUUUGCUCAUAAAUUAUUCAUAUUUCUUGCCUAACGGGCUUGCCGUUUUAUAUCAAAGAUAGACGUAAUUCGCCUCAGUGGUAAUGGUAAUUUAAAUGUUACUAAUUACUUAUGAUUUAUAAAGACUGCUGUAAUUAAGGUUUUUGAUGACUUUAAUGUUACUCUAUAUUAAAAUUCUUAUUUUAUUCCCUUCAUUGAUCUAAAGAGGUUCCAUUGCUUUUUUGCUCUUGCAACCCAAAAUCAUAUCUGGCCAGUCAUUAAUUGGCUUGCAACAUUUUUUUUCUGUUUUUGUAACUGAACUGAAUUGAAAUUUUCAUACCUAUUUAUUUGAUCAUUCAUAGUAUUGUAGACAUUUCAGAUUACCAUUACCAAGUUAAAUAGUAAUAAUUGUAAUACAUUCAGGGAUCAUGGUAAUAUUCAUUGUACUUAGUGACGUAAUAACUUAGAUAAUAUUGUGGUCCAAUUGUUUAUUGAUACGGUAGAUGUUAAUGGUUAUAGAAUGUAUGAUGUUUUGUACCUAUAUAUUUUUUAAAUAAAUGGUUUAUGAAAUACAUAAAAUU
Messenger RNA from Helicoverpa zea (corn earworm), 3672 nucleotides. Its product is annotated as ATP-binding cassette subfamily G member 4. The coding region runs from base 136 to 2229 and encodes 697 amino acids. Gene Ontology annotation, molecular function: ATP binding; ABC-type transporter activity; ATP hydrolysis activity. The record is from RefSeq and is a predicted model, not a curated record. Gene Ontology annotation, cellular component: plasma membrane. The transcript is spliced from 12 exons. Lineage: Eukaryota; Metazoa; Arthropoda; Insecta; Lepidoptera; Noctuidae.